This is a messenger RNA of Aspergillus clavatus NRRL 1, 756 nucleotides long. RefSeq lists its product as uncharacterized. Lineage: Eukaryota; Fungi; Ascomycota; Eurotiomycetes; Eurotiales; Aspergillaceae. The coding region runs from base 1 to 756 and encodes 251 amino acids. The transcript is spliced from 2 exons. The record is from RefSeq and is a predicted model, not a curated record.
AUGCGGCCAUUUAUCCUGCUCUCUGCCUGGCUGACAGCAUCAGCUGGUGCAGCUCCUACAUUAUUUGACAACACCUAUGACUACUCAGACGAGCUGGGGGAGUUUUAUGGCAGAGUGAGCAAGUACAUCGACAGUGCAAAGGAUGCUUUUGCUGCCUCGAUGUCAUGCGACACAUCCAGGAUUGCCCUGCCCGCUUUCGCCUCUGGACUACCGUCCCCCAGUAGCCAGAAACCAUUAUAUGUCGCUGUUGGUCGCGGUACUCAGAACUACACCUGCGCGACCUCAACCGCAGACUCGAAACCAGUGGCCAUUGGGGCUGUUGCGAGCCUCUACAACGCAACCUGUAUCGCAGCGAAGUUCCCGGACAUGCUGGCCAUGCUUCCGAACAUCGUAUAUAAGAUGCAGGUCCCUAAGAAUCCAUGGGAUCCUCUCCCACCGGCAAACAUCAAUCUACUGGGCCACCAUUUCUUCUCAGGGCCUGUACCAGUGUUCAACUUCGACACGACCCCGAGUCGCCAAUACGGAGUAGCCUACACAAAGAAACAGGCUGAACUACCGGCGCCAUCCAACGCAGUCAAGGGUGCCAAUGGUGCUGUCACAUGGCUCUACCUCUCAACGAUCAAUGGCACCAUUGGAGACUACUCAAGUGUCUAUCGCGUUGAUACUGCCUCAGGAGCACCGCCCAAGACCUGCCAGAACAUGCCGCCUGUGAUUACAGUGCAAUAUGCAGCCAAUUACUAUUUCUUCGGGAAGUGA